Talaromyces stipitatus ATCC 10500 is the source of this 1581-nucleotide messenger RNA. RefSeq lists its product as uncharacterized. The transcript has 2 exons. The coding region runs from base 1 to 1581 and encodes 526 amino acids. Gene Ontology annotation, cellular component: cytoplasm. NCBI's taxonomy places the organism in Eukaryota, Fungi, Ascomycota, Eurotiomycetes, Eurotiales, Trichocomaceae. The record is from RefSeq and is a predicted model, not a curated record. Gene Ontology annotation, molecular function: oxidoreductase activity; 2 iron, 2 sulfur cluster binding.
AUGGCGGAACAAACAGAAAACCAAUUCAACAACACCUCCGGCAUCAGCGACCCUGUAUGGGUUCAUGAAGUCCCCUACUCAUCAUACCCUCACGCAGCCUUCGGCCCCCUAAAGCAAAGCAUCACAAACACAGACGUAUGCAUUAUCGGUGCCGGUAUAGCCGGGAUUUCCCUGGCGUACGAGCUCAUUGCUCGAGGCAGGAAACAAGUCACUAUGAUUGAGGCGCGGCACGUCCUCUCUGGAGAGACGGGGCGUACCAGUGGCCAUUUGUCGAAUGCCCUUGAUGAUGGUUACAUCAACAUUGAGAAAAAACAUGGCCGUGAAGGCGCAAAUAUUGCUGCAGAAAGUCAUACCUGGGCGGUGCACAGGGUUGGAGAGAUUUCCAAGGAAUUAGGAAUUGAUUGUGAAUUUCGACAUCUCAAGGAGGUAGCAAAUAUCGAGAAAGAGGCAGAAUUGGCACAGGAGUUGCUUGGAAAAGAUCAAGUCUCGUUUCAGGAAGGGUUGGAGGUACGCGGUUGGGACGUGAGUGGCCCCGAUCAACGAGAUGGUGCGAUCUUCCGGAAUCAGGCAACCUUCCAUCCAACCAAGUACCUUCUUGGUGUAUUGAACUGGUUGAAAGACCAGCACAAAUUCCAAUGUUUUGAACAUACGAGAAUGAUGUCCAUUGAAGAAGACUCAAAGCAUGGCGUUGUCAAAGUGAAGACUAUGGACGGCCAUACCAUCACCGCGACGGAUGUCGUCGAAGCAACAGCCGUACCGCUGCAGAAACUGAGUGUGAUUGCUGAAAUGUCAUUUAAUAGAACAUAUUGCAUCGCAAUUCGAGUCCCCAAAGGCGCGAUUGAGGAUUGUCUCAUUUACGACGAAGCAGAAGCAUACAAAUACAUUCGUUUCACGGCAUGCGACGACAAAGAUGAUUAUCUUGUUAUUGGUGGAUGUGACCACAAAGUUGGCCAAGAACACGACAGUCAAGCUCGAUACAAAGAACUCGAGGAAUGGGUACGAGCUCGGUUCCCGUUUGUGGGUUCCGUGGAUUAUAAAUGGAGUGGCCAGAUAUUUGAGCCGGUCGACUAUAUGGCUUUCAUUGGGAAGAAUCAGGGGCGGAAGCAUACGUAUAUCAUUACUGGUGAUAGUGGUAAUGGUUUAACGCACGGCGUCUUGGCUGGCAGGUUGAUUGCAGAUGAGAUAUCGGGGAUCAACAAUUCCUGGGCAUCUCUGUACAGUCCCAGUCGCGUUGUUAGUAUUGCAAAGUCAUUACCUACAAUGGUCGAACACGAUGUCCAGAUCAACACUCAGUACAAACGGUACCUACAGUCAGACAUCACGGAUAUUGAGGAUCUGGCCCCAAAUACCGGCGGUGUGAUGCACACCGGUCACAUAGGCCAGCAGCCAGUUGCCGUGUAUAAAGACGAGAAAGGGAAAGCUCAUCAGCUGAGUGCAGUCUGUCCGCAUAUGAAGGGAGUGGUGUGUUGGAACGCUACAGAGAAGAGCUGGGAUUGUCCUGUGCAUGGUAGUCGGUUUGGAUGGGAUGGAGUUUGUAUCGAGGGACCUGCAAAAAAGGGGUUGACUCCUAUAAGUACGUAG